AUGGUUGCUCCCGAUAGCAGUAGUGGUGGGUCCGAGGUUGAAGUCAUCCUGGCACCAGGCCGAAAGCGACGCCGGAGGAUUGACGCAACUGUUGUUAUCGACUUGGAAGCAGAUUGCAAUGAGAAACUUGAGGAAGAGGAAGAUAAACCACAACUUCCAGAGAUACAUGAUUGGCGAGAACGACGGCACCAGGGAUUGAACCUCCGCGGGUAUCCUCCUCGAAAUCCACACGGUGGUAAAGGAAAGGGAUCUGGUGCUCAUCGUCAACGGCAUGAGCUCAUAGCCUAUGGGGACUCAGAGAGCAGUGAUAGUGCAUCUGACGAUGAUAUAGAUUCUGAUUGGGGAGAACUCAACCUUGCAGCGCAAUAUAAUGGAGUAGUUCCCGCAGACCGUCCGGACCUGCACACGUUCCGCUGUCCUGUGAGGGGCUGUCUGAAGGUCUUCGACAUUGCGCGGGAGAGGGAUGAGCAUGUUGGUCUGCUACACAAGGAGAGUAGGGAGGCCUUCGAGAUCAGGUCGAGGGUCUUUGCCAAAGAGGUUGAUGAGGAAGGUGUUACUAUGAUGGUGGCUGGGGUGCGCUGUCCCCGACCGUUGCUGCGGUACUACUGUCCGGGCUUCACCAAGGGCAGUACUGCGCAGCUGACCAGUUUCCAUCCAGCGCUUGAGCAGGCUAUAGCUGAUGAAGUUACUCGUCAUCGUCCAUUAAAGUGGAGUUUAGUGAGGAUCUGCGCUGCCUUCAUAACAGCACUGAGGGUCGAACAGAAGAUCCGAGGGGUGCCUUUGAGGGGCAUGGAGCGGCUGGUUAACGCAGUCUAUAAGGAGGGGAUGAGGAGGCUGGAGGGCGGCCGGGAGAGUCGGCAUACGUCCAGGGAAGUUCUACGAGGGAUGUUUAAUAGGCCGCCGGCGUUCGACAAGGUCCAAGCAACGGAGGCUCGCGCUAUGGUCUUGCUGCUUCAUAGAUUCUCGAGCAGACUGGAACGAUGA
Perkinsus marinus ATCC 50983 is the source of this 984-nucleotide messenger RNA. RefSeq lists its product as hypothetical. Bases 1 to 984 code for a protein of 327 amino acids. Lineage: Eukaryota; Perkinsozoa; Perkinsida; Perkinsidae. The record is from RefSeq and is a predicted model, not a curated record. The transcript has a single exon.